Molecule: messenger RNA, 1075 nt
Organism: Clupea harengus (Atlantic herring)
Lineage: Eukaryota; Metazoa; Chordata; Actinopteri; Clupeiformes; Clupeidae
Gene: eif3g
Product: eukaryotic translation initiation factor 3, subunit G
Cellular component (GO): cytoplasm; eukaryotic translation initiation factor 3 complex
Molecular function (GO): translation initiation factor activity; RNA binding
Source: RefSeq, a predicted model, not a curated record
AGUCGCUGUUACAUAAUUAUGGUUUUUCUUUUUUCGUUGCUCGUGUGUUUUAAGCCGGCCUUUUCCCCCUAAAGAGCGGCGAGGAUGCCUUCGAUCGAAUUUGACGAUUCGAAGCCAAGCUGGGCUGACCAAGUAGAAGAGGAAGGAGAUGAGGGUACCCUUCCAGCAUCUAAAGAGACCAUCAAAGGAAAUAUAAAAACUGUCACAGAAUACAAGAUUGAUGAAGAUGGCAAGAAGUUCAAGAUCGUCCGCACAUUCAAGAUUGAAAACAGGAAGGCCUCUAAAGCAGUGGCCCGGAGAAAGAAUUGGAAAAAGUUUGGCAACUCUGAGUUUGACGCCCCUGGACCCAACGUGGCCACUACAACAGUCAGCGAUGAUGUGUUUAUGACCUUCAUCUCCAGCAAAGAGGAUCUGAACGCUACAGACCAGGAUGAGGAUCCCAUGAACAAGCUGAAGGGACAGAAGAUUGUCUCCUGCCGAAUCUGCAAGGGUGAUCACUGGACCACUCGCUGCCCAUACAAGGACACCUUGGGCCCCAUGCAGAAAGAGCUGGCCGAACAACUGGGUCUGUCCACAGGAGAGAAGGAGAAGUCUACCGACGAGGCAGAGCCUGCCGCACCCGCACAGAGCAAGACUGGCAAGUAUGUUCCCCCCAGCCUGAGGGACGGAAGCACGCGUAGAGGAGAGUCCAUGCAGCCCAACCGCAGAGCUGAUGAUAAUGCCACCAUCCGUGUGACAAAUCUGUCCGAGGACACCAGGGAGACGGACUUGCAGGAGUUGUUCAGGCCCUUCGGCUCCAUCUCCAGGAUCUACCUGGCCAAGGACAAGAACACCGGACAGUCCAAGGGCUUUGCCUUCAUCAGUUUCCACCGCCGCGAGGAUGCAGCCAGGGCCAUCGCAGGGGUGUCUGGAUUCGGUUACGACCAUCUCAUCCUCAAUGUUGAAUGGGCCAAGCCUUCAAACAACUGAGGGGGAAAGAGCUGAAAAUGGAUCAGAAGAAAAUUCCUGGUGGGUGAUUUCAGCAAUGGUCCUAGCCAAAUGCCUGUUAAUCUUAAUAAAGGAAAUUUGAAAUAAA